AUCCCAGCACGGUGACGCUGUCCUGGCCCCCCGUAUUUCCAGCAGCCAGAAGGCUCCGCCGGACUGCUGGCUCCUCCAGUCGCUCCCUCGCUCCUUCCCCGCCUCCUGCGUGAACGCGCAUUAACCCUCAGCUUCCCCGGCCAAGUGCUUUCCCCUCGUUUCCUCGUUUCGUUCUUUUUUUAAGGGGUGCGGGGAGGAGGAAACCGCGGUGGGAGGCGACGCCAACCAGCGCAUUUUUAAAUGCCCUGGCGCUGGCGGGUGGCUGCGUUUUUGCGAAGCGAGCCGGAGUGAGGGUGGGCAGCGGGAGGAGCGAAGCGAUGGAGCCUGGCCCGGGCUGCGGGGCAAGCGAGAAGCGCAGCCACCCGGCGGGCACCGCCAGGAGCCUGCUGCGGCCUUCGCCGCCGGGGGUCUAGCUGCGAGCAGUACGGGUGCCAUGCUGGGGCCCCAGGAGGGGGCUGUGCCGCGGCGGCGGCGGCAGCAGCAGCAGUCGCAGGUGUCCGCCGCCCAGGAGAGCCCUCGCGACCCCGAUCGCCAGCAGCGCUGGGCCAGCCUCUUCGAGCAGUUGGACACCAACAAGGAUGGGCGAGUGGACAUCAACGAGCUCCGCGAAGGCUUGGCCCGCAUGGGCAUGGACGCCGGCUCCCACGCCGAGCAGGAUAUCCUCCGCGAUGGCGAUACAGACCAAGAUGGUGAACUUAACUUUGAGGAAUUUGCCCGCUAUCUCCAAGAGCGUGAACGCAAACUGCUGCUGAUGUUUCAUAGCCUGGAUCGCAACCAUGAUGGCCAGAUCGACGUGUCUGAGAUCCAGCAAACCUUCCACAGCCUGGGCGUUUACAUAUCCUUGCAGCAAGCAGAGAAAAUAUUACACAGCAUAGACAAAGAUGGCACCAUGACUAUCGACUGGCAUGAGUGGCGAGACCACUUCAUCCUCAAUCCACUGGAGAACAUGGAAGAGAUUGUCCACUACUGGAAGCACUCAAUGGUCCUUGACAUUGGUGAGUGCCUCACUGUCCCAGAUGAGUUUUCCGAGAAAGAGAAGAAAACGGGGAUGUGGUGGAAGCAACUUAUUGCUGGAGCCAUGGCUGGUGCUGUCUCCAGGACUGGAACAGCCCCACUGGAUCGUCUGAAAGUUUUCAUGCAGGUCCAUGCCUCAAAGAGCAACAACAUGAAUGUCUUAGGAGGACUGCAGGGCAUGAUCCGUGAGGGAGGCAUCCGCUCGCUCUGGCGAGGCAAUGGCAUCAACGUCCUCAAGAUUGCACCCGAGUCUGCCAUCAAAUUCAUGGCCUAUGAGCAGAUCAAGCGGAUAAUUCGUGGGCAGCAGGAGACGCUGAGAGUGCAGGAGCGAUUCAUUGCUGGAUCAUUAGCUGGGGCCACAGCACAGACCCUAAUCUACCCCAUGGAGGUUCUGAAGACACGGCUGACCCUCCGCAAGACGGGCCAAUACUCAGGGGUGGCUGACUGUGCCAGGCAGGUCCUUCAGAAGGAAGGGAUCCGUGCCUUUUACAAGGGUUACCUGCCGAACAUGCUGGGCAUCAUCCCCUAUGCUGGCAUUGACUUGGCAGUCUAUGAGACACUGAAGAACACCUGGCUGCAGAAGUACAGCAAGGACACCGCUGACCCAGGUGUGCUGGUGCUCUUGGCUUGUGGCACUGUCUCCAGCACCUGUGGCCAGAUUGCCAGCUACCCCUUGGCUCUGGUGCGGACCCGGAUGCAGGCACAAGCAUCCAUCGAGGGUGCCCCACAGCUAAGCAUGCUGGGGCUGUUUCAGCACAUCCUGUCCCGGGAAGGCGUGCUGGGUCUCUACCGUGGCAUUGCCCCCAACUUCAUGAAAGUGAUUCCUGCUGUCAGCAUCAGCUACGUGGUGUAUGAGAACAUGAAACAGGCUCUGGGGGUGACGUCCAGAUGAACUGGAUAGCUGCCACUGCCGCCUCCCCUAGCUGCAUGGGGCCUUCCCGGGAAGAAGGGCUGCUCCUCUCGGCGAUGAUGGCACGCUCCGAAGGCAGUUGGUGGUGGGGACAGGUCUUCACUGCUCCAGGGCCCAGGCUGUGGUGAUGUGGAGGUCUGAAGGGUACUGGAACAGAUGGGCCCACACCUUCUUCAUGCUUGCAGGGAGAGUGCCCUCCCUCCCUCCCUCCCUCAGCAAGGCGUGCCGGCAAAAGUGAUCCCGCUCACCGACAGCCCUGCUUUCUCUGCAGAAGCCUGGGGCUGGGAAGUGCUGUGUGGCUUCAGAGGCAGAUUUCCUUGUCUCACCCAAGUUCCGGAGUCUUUGGAGUUGGCCUAACAAGACAGGCUUGCUUCUAAGCCCAGGCGCUUCCUUGGUAGCCUGUUGCUCUCUGCAUGUGUGUCUUUGUCUCCCCACAACCCUCCAACAAAGGACCAGGAAAAACCAGGGCAUGUCUUCCUGUCCUGCAUAUUACUGCCAGCCACAUCGUGGUUUGCUGGAAAACCAACCCAAUCAGUGUUGCCUGAUCUCAACCACAGCUAUCCCAUUAGAGGAGCAGAGACUUUGAGUCAUGCUCCUCUUCUGUCAAUCAGCAGAGUUCAACACUGGAGAUUAUGCAUUCAGGGACACUCCAUCACACUGGAGACAACAUAAAUCCCUGUUAAUUAUCAGCAGGAGUGACACUUGUGGUGACACUCAGCCACUGCUGUGGCACCUGGGAGUGGGUGGGCAAGUGGACUGAUUCCUACCUUCCCUCAGAUUGCCAGGAUGUCAUCCUGAUUCACAUUUGAUCGCCCUUCCACUUCCUGAUCCUGUUGUGGGACUGGAGCCCCGGGUGAUUGCAUUUCAGCUCAGCUCCACUCUACCUGCCCCUUUCCAUGGAAGGCAUCUGUAUAUUUUGCACAUAGACGGUUUUUAACUUAUGCUACUGGUCUACACUCUCUACCUAGACUUCUGCGGCUGAACUUGAACCCUCUUCCACCUUCCCAAUCACAAUUCCCUUCCCUUCUCCUUUGAGGGGGUGGAGAAUGCAGAAGGACAUUGCAAGGGCUACUGUUCUGUUGUCCUCUGAGUGCACUUUGACUGUCUGCAGUCCUGGAUUUCCCUGGUGCACCCAUUUCUGCUCACUAUGAGAUAUUUGCACUGGAUACACUGGCUGUGCUGCUUAAGAAAUGCCACCCCUGAAGCCCUUGCAGCCAGGUACCCUUGCUUUCUUAGCUCUGCUUUGCGUCACUGCUGAAUUCAUUUGCAGGCCAUGAUGCGAUGGAGGUGGGUACUCAUUAUGCCUUAUUCUCCCAAGAGAUCCUGCUUUGAAAGCUGUAGAAGACAGAUUUCUCAGAUAGGCAUUCCUCCCCAUUCCACUGCCCUUUUAAAAAAGCAACCUGGUUUUCAAAAGUUACUUGCAAUGUCACUUCCUAGCAUGGACAGGCCUGGGGAUUUUAAUCUGUGUGAGGUAAUCAUGGGCAAGGCUCUGUGCAGGGUGCUGAAGGGAGCCCAUCCCCCUGAUCUUGUUCAUCAAUUAGCUCUGGCUUCUGAGAUUUCCCCCAACCAAUGCCCCCAAGGGAGGUCCCAUGCUUUGCAACACAAGUUGGCAAGCAUCAGGGCUAGAGACCUACUUGGUGCAUUGAACAGUCACAUAGUGAACGUUAUCCAGUGAACGUCCUCGUGCGUCUGCAAAAUGUGCCUGACCAAAGUGCAACCACAAGAGGGCAGUGCAGCACCUCCAGCAUCGGUUGACCUUGACUGACCUGUACUUCCCCAAGUGUGGUUUUCUGGGGUACAGGUGGUGCUGAAGGUUGGGAUGUGUACCUCUUCUACAUUAAAACUGGAGGCAUGCUUCAUUCUUAGGCUUCCAAAGUUAUGUCUCCAUCUUCAGCUUCUUCCUUCAGACUGCGAAAUACCUCUGUGCUAGUUGUUUCCUGCCCUCUUUUUUGCCUCACCAGCGUGACCUCAAGGAUCGGAUUUGUGAUUUCUGGGCAUUAGCAAUGCCCCAGGAUUUCCCCAAAUCUGUCAGCUGUGAUGUUGACCUGUAUCAGGGAAUUAUAUUUCUGUCACCACUGAUAUCCCCAUAAUGUUGGCAGAGAAUACAAGCAGAGAUACAAUCAGUAAUGUGCAUGGGCCUCCCCAACUUUAAGGCGUGAUACAGAAGUGCAGUCUUUCCCAAUCUGGUGCCCUGUGUGAUGGCCAGUGCUGGCUGGGCGAUGAUAGAAGUUGGAGGGUGCUGGAUGGAGAUUGCUGGGGUCGCAGAGUGACUUAACUUUUCAAAGGGGUGAGCUUCAGCCCUCUUGGGACAGUGACUGGGUUCAGACAACACAAUAACCCAGUAAGAGUAGCUGUUGAAUUGUGUUCUUGCUGAAAAGUGGACUAAUGCAGCCAUGCUAACAAGUACUGGCGUGUCAACCACACACAGCCCAUAAAGAAAACACAUGAUUUCUUACUGGGUUGUGAGCUGUGGAGUGCUUGUGGCUAGCUAGAACAGCUGGGAUCAGACAACACGAUAACCCACAUUUCAAUAAGCAACCAACACUCAACCCUAGAGUGUUGUUUGAGCCUAUCCACAGUUUGGGAGCCACAGCCCUGUGAGUAAGGGGCCAUAAGGUAAGGCGGUUGAACCUCAGACCUGUGGGCCAACCCACCCUGCCUAGGGCCCCACUGCAAUGCUCCAAAUAGCUACACCCCUUUAAGGCAUGGAGUGAGAAUGAGGCUGAGUGAACAUACCCACCCACCUGCAUUUCCAGUCCCAGGUGGGACCUCCAGGUGUGCUGCAGAGAAGGUGGAGAAAAGCAGGGAAAGAUGUACAAAAGGACUUGAGGGGAGACAAACGGGGAGGGGGGGGGAGAGCCACUGCUGCCUCCUUACCCCACUCAGCCUUGUAUUUAAAGUUGCAGGGCAGGGGGAAUCUCUGGAUUGCAGCUUGGCAACCUGAAGGAGAAGGCACAUUUGUAGGUGACCUAAAGCAGUUGUGGGCAUGGGACAGGGCAUCAGGAUGUGGAGGCAGGAGGGGCUUGAACACAAGGUCUUCAAAUCCCUGUGAAACGGCAUAAGAUGCAGUGAUGGCCACCAACUUGUACAGCUUUCAAAGAUUAGGCAACUUCAUGGAGAUAAGGCUACCAAGGGCCACUUGUGAUUGUGUGUAGCUACCCCGUCCAUUAUGUCUCUGAGUGCUAGUUGCUGGAAAACAUGAGAGGGAGGUUGCCCUUGUGCUACUGUCCCAGUUGUGGGCUUCCUACUGGGGCGUCCAAUUGGCUCCUCUGGGAACAAAAUGCCUUUGAACAGUAUAUAGGCCUCUGCUCUGAUCUAGCGCAGCUCUUCUUAUGUGCUUCAAGCUGUGAAGGAGCCUUCCCAAGACUUCUGCCCUCCUAAUGCAUUGGACUUCCAAUUGGCCUAGCCCCAGUCAGCAUAGCCAAUGGUCAGGCGUGCUGCAAGUUGUAAUCCAAAAUGUCUGAACGGUACCAGGUUGGGGAAAGCUGCGGCAAAGCAUAUAAUCCGGCCAAGGCUUGGAGCUUCUGGCCAGGGAGCUCUUCUGACCUGGGAAAGACACCUAGACUGCAAAGGUCAGGUAGCGUCUCUGGCCUCAAAUUGCCCACCAAGAAACCAGGUGGGAAACAAGUGUGGGGUCUAGAUUCUCAUAGAAUGCCUUGCUUUUGGGAAUUAAACAAACUGAGAAAUCAUGUUCACAUCCACUGCAUUCAUCCUGCACUCCUCUUUUAUUUCUAACUCUUGCCUGAGUCUAACGCCAGUAAGGCUAUUUCUGUACAUUUGCUGCUGCUGCUACUGCUACUGCAUUUUGUGUUGGUAUUUCAAAGGGAAAACGAAACACAAGCUAAUAAAUUUUCUAAAGUUUC
This is a messenger RNA of Varanus komodoensis (Komodo dragon), 5787 nucleotides long. RefSeq names its product calcium-binding mitochondrial carrier protein SCaMC-3-like. Gene Ontology annotation, biological process: transmembrane transport. Gene Ontology annotation, cellular component: mitochondrial inner membrane. The record is from RefSeq and is a predicted model, not a curated record. The transcript has 10 exons. NCBI's taxonomy places the organism in Eukaryota, Metazoa, Chordata, Lepidosauria, Squamata, Varanidae. The coding region runs from base 434 to 1906 and encodes 490 amino acids. Gene Ontology annotation, molecular function: calcium ion binding; ATP transmembrane transporter activity.